Messenger RNA from Pseudophryne corroboree (corroboree frog), 7382 nucleotides. Its product is annotated as caspase-8-like. Gene Ontology annotation, molecular function: protein binding; cysteine-type endopeptidase activity. Lineage: Eukaryota; Metazoa; Chordata; Amphibia; Anura; Myobatrachidae. The transcript is spliced from 7 exons. The record is from RefSeq and is a predicted model, not a curated record. The coding region runs from base 265 to 1623 and encodes 452 amino acids. Gene Ontology annotation, biological process: regulation of apoptotic process; proteolysis.
GGGCAGGUAGGCAAGUAUGAUCCAGGGAGGUAGGAAGGUGCCUCACACCCUCAGCGGCACACACCCUAUAGCAGCUGUCAGGUGACUCAGGGCGGCUGGGCCUGGAGGAGGGAGAGGUGACUGUGUGUUAGUCACUGUGCAUUGCUGAGCAGUCACUGGGAGAGUAGUGAUCUCUGACACCUCUCCUUCCCCCGCCGUAGUGAUCUGAGUGUGCACAGACGUCCUGCCUCUCCAUUUCCUCCAUGUAGAGGCACGAGGCACAGUAUGGCUGACCAGGUCUGCCAGUGGUUCAGCAUUAUAGAGCAGCUGGACUCUGUGGAAAUCAGGGAACUGUACUUCUUGUGCAGAGAUCUGAUCCCGCGGCACAGUAAGGACAGUGAAGAGGAAGGCACCGUCCUCUUCAUCCGGCUGCAGGAAAUGUGUCUCAUCAGUGAGGAAGAUCCAGGUCUGGUGAAGGAGCUGCUGAGCUGCAUAGAGCGAGGAGACUUACUCAGAGAACAUUUCAGUGUGGACAAGAAAACGCACCAAAGUCCGGACAGAACGGAAGCGCCAAGAAUUUCCCCGUACAGACGUUUACUCUUUGACUUCGGGAACCUUGUACCGGACAGUGAGCUGGAGCAAGUGAAGGCGGUAGUCACAGGCGCGCUUCCUGUCGCUGUUCUGGAGAGAGUAACGAGUGUCUGGGACAUUAUUACUGCGCUGGAGCAGAGAGCCAUCCUGACUGAGCACGACCUCAGCUACCUGAGGGAAAUAUCCCGCAACUUUGAUGGAGAUUUCCUGGAUAAAGUUUUGCAGUAUGAGGAACAAUACUCAGAUCUAAAACCCGACAUCUGCUGUUCCCAAGGAAACACAACGUCUGCAGCAGAUCACCCUGAGCCAACAGACCAGUUCUACAGAAUGAUCAGUCAGACGCGGGGGACCUGCCUCAUCAUCAGCAAUUUUAGUUUUAGGAACGCCAGGAUUCCACUGAAAGACAGGAGUGGAACAGAUAAAGAUAAAGAAUCCCUACACAAGGUGUUUUCCAGGCUUGGUUUCCGGGUCUCCAUAGAGGAGGACCUUCAGGGGGACCGGAUCCUCAGCACGGUCCGGUCAUACAGUCAGAGGAACCAUGAAGAGAGCGACGGCUUCGUCUGCUGCCUCCUGACGCACGGGGACAAAGGAACCGUCUAUGGCACGGACGGGCACAGUGUGCCCAUCAGGGAUCUGACCUCUUGUUUCUGCAGCUCCUCAUGCCCGUCACUGGAGGGAAAACCCAAACUGUUCUUCAUCCAGGCAUGCCAAGGCAGCCAGCAUCAGACGCCGGUGCCCCUGGAGACGGACGCCUGCAAUGUAUCUCCUGCCAGGAACGUGGCAUUACAGGACCUGAUUCCAAAUGAGCCGGAUUUCCUGCUGGGAAUGGCCACAACCCUGCACCACGUCUCGUAUAGACACCCGCGCUCCGGCUCCUGGUACAUACAGGCGCUCUGUGCACAGCUGGAGGAGAGUUAUCCCAGGGGGGAAGACAUCAUCUCCAUCCUGACAAAAGUGAACCGUGACCUGAGCCAGCAAUAUGUUCUGAAGUUCAAUGGAUCGCAGAUGCCUGAGCCAUGGACAACGCUCCGCAGAAAGCUCAUCUUCAGCUAGUGGGCAGAGAUUUGUGCAGGGAGGACGCCCGGCUGCAAUCAGAGAAGUGCGGACAGUCCUUCCGCAGAGUUGCCUUCAAGUACAGCGUCAAGUUCUAUAAUGCUCUGUCACGGCCUUAGCGCAAUGGCCCAGGGGGGUAACCUGAACUCUAACCCUGAGUACCGGUGCCAAUCUGCACUCUGAUCUUCUGUAUCGGCCCCAACAUGCACUCUGAUCCUGUAUAAUGGUGCCAACAUGCACUCUGAUCCUGAAUAAUGGUGCCAACAUGCACUCUGAUACUGUGUAACGGUGCCAACCAGUACUCUCACUCUGGGUAAUGGUGCCAACCAGUACUCUGACCCUGAGUAACGGUCCCAAACUGCACUCUGACCCUGAGUAACGGUACCACUGUGCUUUGACCCUGAGUAACGGUGCCAAACUGCACUCUGACCCUGAGUAACUGUGCCAAACUGCACUCUGACCCUGAGUAACUGUGCCAAACUGCACUCUGACCCUGAGUAACGGGUCUCAAACUGCACUCUGACCCUGAGUAACGGGUCUCAAACUGCACUCUGACCCUAAGUAAGUCCCAAACUGCACUCUGACCCUGAGUAACGGGUCUCAAACUGCACUCGGACCCUGAGUAACGGGUCUCAAACUGCACUCUGACCCUGAGUAACGGGUCUCAAACUGCACUCUGACCCUGAGUAACGGGUCUCAAACUGCACUCUGACCCUAAAUUACAGUCCCAAACUGCACUCUGACCCUGAGUAAUGGGUCUCAAACUGCACUCUGACCCUGAGUAACGGGUCUCAAACUGCACUCUGACCCUGAGUAACGGGUCUCAAACUGCACUCUGACCCUGAGUAACGGGUCUCAAACUGCACUCUGACCCUAAGUAAGUCCCAAACUGCACUCUGACCCUGAGUAACGGGUCUCAAACUGCACUCGGACCCUGAGUAACGGGUCUCAAACUGCACUCUGACCCUGAGUAACGGGUCUCAAACUGCACUCUGACCCUGAGUAACGGGUCUCAAACUGCACUCUGACCCUAAGUAAGUCCCAAACUGCACUCUGACCCUGAGUAACGAGUCUCAAACUGCACUCGGACCCCGAGUAACGGGUCUCAAACUGCACUCUGACCCUAAGUAAGUCCCAAACUGCACUCUGACCCUGAGUAACGGGUCUCAAACAGCACUCGGACCCUGAGUAACGGGUCUCAAACUGCACUCUGACCCUGAGUAACGGGUCUCAAACUGCACUCUGACCCUGAGUAACGGGUCUCAAACUGCACUCUGACCCUAAAUUACAGUCCCAAACUGCACUCUGACCCUGAGUAAUGGGUCUCAAACUGCACUCUGACCCUGAGUAACGGGUCUCAAACUGCACUCUGACCCUGAGUAACGGGUCUCAAACUGCACUCUGACCCUAAGUAAGUCCCAAACUGCACUCUGAGCCUGAGUAACGGGUCUCAAACUGCACUCGGACCCUUAGUAACGGGUCUCAAACUGCACUCGGACCCUUAGUAACGGGUCUCAAACUGCACUCUGACCCUGAGUAACGGGUCUCAAACUGCACUCUGACCCUAAGUAAGUCCCAAACUGCACUCUGACCCUGAGUAACGGGUCUCAAACUGUACUCUGACCCUGAGUAACGGGUCUCAAACUGCACUCUGACCCUAAGUAAUAGUCCCAAACUGCACUCUGACCCUGAGUAACGGGUCUCAAACUGCACUCUGACCCUGAGUAACGGGUCUCAAACUGCACUCUGACCCUGAGUAACGGGUCCAAAACUGCACUCUGACCCUGAAUAACGGGUCCAAAACUGCACUCUGACUCUGAGUAACGGUCCCAAACUGCACUCUGACUCUGAGUAACGGGUCUCAAACUGCACUCUGACCCUGAGUAACGGGUCUCAAACUGCACUCUGACCCUGAGUAACGGGUCUCAAACUGCACUCUGACCCUUAGUAAUGGUGCCAACCUUAAAUGGGAAAUGAUUGCUCAGAGCGCUUAGGGCCAUACACACUAGACAAUAUAUUCUGCAGAUGUGAACGAUAACGACGAUUGUGAACGAUAUAUCGUUCACAUUGUCUAGUGUGUAUUGUCCUGCAAUCAACGAUGCGUGGACCCGCGCUCGUUGAUUGCAGGUUGGCGGUCUCCCCUGCAGCAUGCUAAGUGUCAGCAAUGUCACUUGUGAUAUCGCUCAUCACGGCAUGUGUGUACGGAGCCGCAACGAGCGAUGUUCACUAUGUGACAUGGCUCACAUCCCCUCCAGCGGCUCCGUCCCCGGCUGCUGCUCCUUUCUAGCUGAGCGUCUCUAUUCAUUUCUCCCACUGCCCCACCAACUUAAUAAAAAAUAUAACGACAAUGUAUAUAUAUGUGUGUGUAUACGCGUAUUAUACCUGCCUUAUGAGUUUGUGGUGUUUGUGCCCAGGAGUGCCGCACUUGGGAUAGAUGGAUAGAUAGAUAGAUAGAUAGAUAGAUAGAUAGAUAGAUAGAUAGAUAGAUAGAUAGAUAGAUAGAUAGAUUGAUUUAUGAACCCAUAAUAAUUAAUUUUUUAUUAAGUUGGCGGCACAGUGGAAAUAUAAUUGGUGGGGCAGUGGGUGAAUAAAACUUAAUUGGUUCCCCCUUGUACAGCCCCGCCCACACACACAGAAAUGCCUCCCCAAUAUUAAAAUAUGUAAUACCCCUUUCACACUGCCUGAAGCGGGUCACACCCGGUAGCCUGACACGGGAGCUCCCAGGGUGCAACCCGCCUCAGGCACCUUUCACACCGCAGUUAGCAGCCUGGCACAUUGCCGGGUUGCUGACAUCAGCGGUGACGCAGCGGGGGCGGUGCUUGGUGAUCACAUGAUCUCCACGUGCAGCCCGUACAUAGGGAGUGAACGGGAAACGGGUCGCAUCGAUCCGGCUCCCAUUCACACCACACAUGAACACGGGUUAUGCACGUUCAUGUGUUCAGGGGUGCUGGUGUGAAAGAGGUAUAAAAAGGGCCAAUUCCAAAGAUAUCUUUCGUCUUUCAUAUUGUUUGAAAAAUUACUUAUGGGCCCUACACAUUGCGCAAUCCGCCGCCGAGCUGCCCGAUGGCGGAUACGGCAGACGGGCAACCUGGCGGCGGAGGGGAGGUGACGGGGGGAGUGAAGUUUCUUCACUCCCCCCGUCACCUGGCUCCAUAGCAGUGAAGGCAAAUAUGGAUGAGAUCGUCUAUAUUGGCCUGCAUGCACAGCCGACGGGGCACCAGCGAUGAAUGAGCGCGGGGCCGCGCAUCGUCCAUCGUUGGUGCCUCCACACUCAAUGAUAUGAACGGUAUCUCGUUCAUUAAUGAGCAGAUCGUUCAUAUCUUUCAGUAUUAUCGCCCAGGGUGUAGGGCCCUUUAGUGUGUAGGGCCCUUUAGUGUGUCAGGGUUCUGUGAAGUUCCAGGGAAAUUGCUCAUCUUCCACAUUGCUCACGUCUUCUAGUGUGUAGGGCCCUUUACUUUCUGCGCUGGCGCCCUGUAGGACAUUGCUGCGUGUCACCGCUGUGCAGAUAAAUGUGGAUGUAGCCGCGGUGACCACCACACAGAGGGGCCUACAGAUGUGUCCGGUUCAGCCACACAGGGCGUAUCCAGCCGCCGCCGUCCCCGUACACCCUGUGCUAGAAAUAGCUGGGAUGUAGGAGGUUUUGUGGCGUCGGGAGGAGGUCGGCAGCUGAUAAGAUGCGGUCUCCGAGAUCAUUAUAAGCCAUUUAUCUGCUGCGUGGCUCUUGCAUACACACCUAUACAAUGGUCUGGCAUGGUGCAGGGGUGCACCCAGCAUUAUACACACUGAGUCCAUGUGACUGAUGAAUGUUCUAUGGCGCAGAGCUGACAGACCCCAGGUAUAUGGCUGCUAUGUAUAUCAGGUGCCUGUGUGAGCGCUGUAUCCGGUGACAGCAAUCGGUGUGAGUGUGCGCGUCUCUGGUUACCCUGCCGUCAGCUCCGUUGUUACUGUGAUUGCUUAUUAUGGGCGUCAGGAAGACGGUGAAUAAAGCGUUCACACAUUUCAUAACACGUGGCUGUCUGACUCUGUAUAUAAAGGCAUCAAAUCUGAUCCAGACGUGAGGAACCCCUGUGUAGCAGCCACUGAUACAGCACCUAUGGGAUAGCCCUCCCUGGUAUAUAUACUCAGGGGGCCUGCUUUCUGUAUGUUUCCCUGAGGGCCCGGCACAACCAGCGCUGGCUGAGCCUGUGACGAAUGGGACAGACGGACAUUACCGACAUCCAGAUUUCACCCCUCUAACCACACCCUCAUGUUGUCACGUGGCGUCUCGCUGCAGACCGGGGAGGCGAGUCGUUACGUGCCCCUGAUGAGCCCUCUGCAAUGUGAUGUGGACACUUUGGGUGGGACUGACCCAUGUGGUAUUGUGAUACCCCGCUCCAAGUGAGAACACUGUUUAUGUGUAAAUACUGCCUGCAUAUACAUUUAAUGGAGCCAGAGCAUGAUUGGUGACAGCGGGACUAGAGCUACAGCGCUAGCGCGUGGGGAAUGGGAACUCUCACCCGCACGCUGGCUACGCAGAGGUCACAUGCUGCUUCAGGGGGCGGCUGGCUCAUGCGGGCUGGGGUGACAGUUGGUGGCGGUUGAGCAGCCAUCUUGGAGGGGAUAUGGUGGCUGGCAGUGUGCAGGAGUGCUGCUCGUCUGACCUGUGCAGAGUGGCUGUUCCCGGUAACCGGACACAGUAGGUACAGUACUAGAGAAUAGGGACGGAGGCAGAGCCCAGGCAGAAUUGAGCUGGUAGAAUACAAUAUGGAUAGGUAAUUGUUUUUGCCGGGCGCCCCUGAACAAUAUGCAAACCGUUCAAUAAACAGGAUGAUACAUUCCUUAAUGGAGGACGAUCCUCAAGAUCUCUUUCAGCUGAUGCGUAUUUGGUUCUCAGCACAUGGAAUAGAAUGAAAGCAUAUCAUGUGUAGUACAAUUUUACAUUUUAAUAGAUUACAUUAAAACAAACCCAGAAUAUUCUAAAAGUUCCAAUUCCACAAGUCCAGGUACAAAUUCUGCAGAUAGAACAAUUACCGGAGAGAUUUGAGGAGUGGUUUGAAGCAGUCCUCAGACAGCGUGUUAUAUGAAUAGUCACCACAACGGUUCCCCCGGGCAGCCAACCAGGUGUAUUCCUCCGGUAAAAGGAUAGCAGUUCACCUUUCACUGGAACAAGGGACCCAUAAAACAUCCAACGCGUUUCAACCCAAAAUGCUAUGGGUCUUUCUCAAGGCAAUGCGCUGUUUAUUGAACGGUUUGCAUAUUGUUCAGGGGCGCCCGUCAAAAACAAUUACCUAUCCAUAUUGUAUUCUAUUUUGUAUCUGAAGUGUUCUGGGGGGACACUUGCAUUGGGAGUUGUAGCGGCCAGGCAGCCCUUUGCGCAGUUGAAGGUACAGCAGAUUUUCCUGUUAUAGAAUUGAGCAGGUGCUACCCAGCAACCUCCAUCAGUGCUCCAAAUUGCUGUCCAGCUGAAUACACUAUACUCUUGCUGCAAGUAACCUGAAUCACACACAGGCAGAGGAGCAGGAAUAAAGAGGGUCAGUCUGAGUUGAUCGCUAUAGCUGCCGUUGUUUGCAGCGCAGCGAUCAGGCUAAAAAUUGGCAUUUCUGCGUAUGCACCGCAAUGCACAGGCGCGUUGUACCGGUACAAUGAGCAUCGUGGGUUUGCACAAAGUCUAAUGAACAUUCCUGACGCACGGCCGAAGGCAGGAAGAUUGACAUGAAGUGGGCGUUUCUGGGUGUGAACUUACCGUUUUCAGGGAGUUUUUAGAAAAACGCAGGCGUGGC